ACUUCAGUUUCUGGACAACUUCCUGGCAGAAGCAAUGGGAGAGGCCAUAUAUAUAGUCAACUAGCUAGCCAGCCGGCUAGCGAUAAGUCAUGGCUGGGAGCGUAGGAGAGCAGCCAUAGAGGCGAGAAGCGAAGACCUGCCGGUGGAUCGACAUCGAUGGCCGUGGUGGCGGCGGAGAAGGCGGUGCGUUGCCUCGGGCUCGGCUUCGACAUGACGUGCGACCUGAGGCUCAAGUUCUGCAAGGACUCCGGCGGCAGCGUGGUGGCCAGGAGCCCCGGCGAGACGGCGCCUGUCUCCGUGCCGGGGGUCGGCGUGGUCCGCGACAUGCCCGCCGACGUCAAGUGCGGCAAGGGCGACCGCGUCCGGUUCAAGUCCGACGCGCUCGAGUUCAACAAGAUGUCGGAGGUGUUCAACCAGCGGAGCUCGGUGGAAGGGAAGAUCCCGUCGGGGCAGUUCAACGCGUGCUUCGACCUUGACAGCGGCUCCUGGGCGCAGGACGCGUCGUCCACGAAAUGCCUGGCCAUGGACGGCUACUUCAUCUCCUUCUUCGACCUCCGCCUCGACCGCCGCCAGCUCGCCCUCGCCGGACACGUCCUCGACGACGUCCCCGCCGCGUGGGACCCCGCCGCCAUCGCGAGCUUCAUCGAGAAGUACGGGACGCACGUGAUCGUGGGGCUGAGCAUGGGCGGGCAGGACGUGGUAUACGUGAGGCAGGACGCGUCGUCGCCGCUGUCGCCGUCGGAAAUCAGGGGGCACCUCGACAAGCUCGGCGACCAGCUCUUCACCGGCGCCUGCGCCGUGCCGCCUCCGCACUCAAAGUCCAAAUCCAAGCUCAAGAUGCCGGAGGCGUUCAACGUGUUCGACGCGCAACUGGCGCAGCAGAGGCUGCAAGGGAUCACCACGCUCGUCUCAUCCAAGGAGGGAGUGACUGUGAUCUACUCGAAGCGCGGAGGGAACACGACGGUGAGCAGCCACUCGGAGUGGCUCCUCACGGUGCCGGCGGCGCCCGACGUGAUCAACGUCAAGCUCGUGCCCAUCACCUCCCUGCUCCGGGGCGUCGCCGGCACCGGCUUCCUCUCCCACGCCAUCAACCUCUACCUCAGAUAUAAGCCUCCUGUGGCUGACCUGCGCUACUUCCUGGAUUUCCAGCAUCACAGAAUGUGGGCCCCCGUGCUCGGCGAGCUGCCACUCGGCCCAUGCUCCAACCGACAGGGCUCUAGCCCGUCUCUGCAUUUCAGCCUGCUUGGCUCCAAGCUCUAUGUCAGCUCCAGUCAGGUGAUUGUGCCCAUGUUGCCGCUCACGGGGAUGAGGCUGCACCUCGAGGGCAAGAAAAACAACCGGCUAGGCAUCCACGUGGAGCACCUGUCGGCCACCCCGACGUUCAUCGCCGCCGUCCAGCGGUCCAGCAACAGGCCGCCGUCGUGGCGGGGCUCCGAGACGGUCUCCGACGACGACCACCGCUACUACGAGCCGGUGCAGUGGCGGAUGUACGCGCACGUAUGCACCGCGCCCGUCAAGUACGACCGCCGGUGGCACCAGUCCGAGCACCGCCGUGCCGCCACGGCCGCCGCAGCGUACAUCGUCACCGGCGCGCAGCUGCACGUCAAGGCGCACGACUCCACCACCGUGUUGCACCUUAGGCUGCUCUACUCCGAGGUCCCCGGCUACGCCGUCGUGCAGUCCAGGUGGACGCGCAGCACCGCGAGGACGUCGGGCAAGUCGUCCAGCUUCUUGUCCAUGCCAUUCUCUGGGUCUUCUUCGUCGUCGGGCUCAGGAAGCGGUGGCGUCAAGGAGGGGCGGAAGCAGCCAGGUCCGCCGCCGGUGGUGCUCAACAUAAACUCCGGCCUGUUCGUCGGCACGCCGCCCGUGCCCGUGGGUGCGCAGAAGCUACUUAAGUUCGUGGACACGUCGUCGCAGGUGACUAUGGGCCCGCAGGACAGCCCCGGGUACUGGCUCAUCACCGGCGCGAGGCUAGACGUCGACAAGGGCAAGAUCUCCCUGCACGUCAAGUUCUCCCUGCUCGCCCCGGCCUCUUGACUACAGUUCCAGAGUUUCUGUACAGUUCUUCUGCUGCCAAAGGCUAACUUACCACUGUAAUUAACACACCGUUUUGAAGUUUUGGUUUUUGUUUGGAUCAUGUAAAUGUUGCUGUGCAACGAGUGUAAAUGAAAACCAUAGGCACUUUUUGGGUAGUGCAAGAAAAAGAUUCAUUCGUCCUAGACAAACAAUCAAGCUACUGCAGCACCUGUCAAGCACAGGAUUAGUGUGAAAUAUGUAGUCUACUUAUUGCCAAGAGGAAACAAAUAGCACGAAGUG
This is a messenger RNA of Lolium rigidum, 2316 nucleotides long. RefSeq names its product MACPF domain-containing protein At1g14780-like. NCBI's taxonomy places the organism in Eukaryota, Viridiplantae, Streptophyta, Magnoliopsida, Poales, Poaceae. Gene Ontology annotation, biological process: plant-type hypersensitive response; regulation of salicylic acid mediated signaling pathway. Bases 157 to 2037 code for a protein of 626 amino acids. The transcript is spliced from 8 exons. The record is from RefSeq and is a predicted model, not a curated record. Gene Ontology annotation, cellular component: plasma membrane.